Molecule: messenger RNA, 3367 nt
Organism: Panthera uncia (snow leopard)
Lineage: Eukaryota; Metazoa; Chordata; Mammalia; Carnivora; Felidae
Gene: TBCEL
Product: tubulin folding cofactor E like
Exons: 9
Coding region: 593-1906 (437 amino acids)
Biological process (GO): protein folding
Molecular function (GO): alpha-tubulin binding
Source: RefSeq, a predicted model, not a curated record
AUGACUCAACAGAUUAGGGGUGGGGUACCGAAAGUAUGACUUAGCAUGCUGGUUGGGCCGUGGAAACUCAAGCAAGUCAGCUCAGUUUCGUGUCCUGUAAACAGAGAUAAGUGUCAGUUUGUCUAUUUCAGAGGGUGGUUAUGGAAAUUACUAGCCUUUAAAAGAUUGUUAAUCUCGGUGUGGGGAGACUUGGCUUUUGGAGAACAUUGACUCAAGAGCAAAUGUAUCUACCUCCUGAAUUUUGAGUGAGUGAGACAUUAAAGCUUUGAGAUUUUCCCAAAUGGAAUCUUGCCAUAUGGAAAGGUAGGGUUGGAUGCAAAUUUGUUUGUGAAGGGGUUGAGAUGGGGAGUAAGAGUGGAACUCUCCUUGGAAGCCAUUGAAGUAAAGGAUAUAGUGAAUGUUGAGCUUUUUUCACUGUUAUUGUAAUUGCGGAAAGUGAUUUUUUUUUUUUUUUUGGUAAAUUUCAGAAUGCAUGAUUUCAUAGGAUAUAGACAACUGGCUUAAGCCAACAUUUCUGGACAGUAAGAAACUGCAAAUCAAGGAAGAAGUGCUUAGAAAUAUUUUCACAUAAAGAGAAUUUUAGGAAAGGAAGAUGGAUCAACCUAGUGGAAGGAGUUUUAUGCAAGUAUUAUGUGAAAAAUAUAGUCCUGAAAACUUUCCUUACCGUCGUGGUCCUGGGAUGGGAGUCCACGUCCCAGCCACACCUCAGGGCUCCCCCAUGAAAGAUCGCCUCAACCUCCCAAGUGUACUGGUGUUGAACAGCUGUGGAAUAACAUGUGCAGGAGAUGAAAAAGAAAUUGCUGCCUUCUGUGCUCAUGUGUCGGAACUAGAUCUUUCUGACAACAAACUCGAAGACUGGCAUGAGGUCAGUAAAAUUGUGUCAAAUGUUCCCCAGUUGGAGUUUCUAAACCUGAGUUCCAACCCUCUGAAUUUGUCGGUUUUAGAAAGAACAUGUGCUGGGUCCUUCUCUGGGGUUCGCAAACUUGUCCUCAACAACAGCAAAGCUUCUUGGGAGACGGUCCACACGAUACUGCAGGAGUUACCCGAUUUGGAGGAGCUCUUCCUGUGCCUUAAUGACUAUGAAACAGUGUCUUGUCCUUCUAUUUGCUGUCAUUCUCUUAAGCUACUACAUAUAACAGACAAUAACCUCCAAGACUGGACUGAAAUACGAAAGUUAGGAGUUAUGUUUCCUUCACUGGAUACUCUCGUCCUGGCGAACAAUCAUUUGAAUGCUAUUGAGGAGCCUGAUGAUUCACUGGCCCGGUUGUUUCCUAAUCUACGAUCCAUCAGCCUCCACAAAUCAGGUUUGCAGUCCUGGGAAGACAUUGACAAACUAAAUUCAUUCCCCAAACUUGAAGAAGUGAGAUUAUUAGGAAUUCCUCUUCUGCAGCCCUAUACCACCGAGGAGCGGAGGAAAUUGGUAAUAGCCAGAUUGCCAUCCGUCUCCAAACUUAAUGGCAGUGUUGUUACUGAUGGUGAGCGAGAAGAUUCGGAGAGAUUUUUUAUCCGUUACUAUGUGGAUGUUCCACAGGAAGAAGUGCCAUUCAGGUGGAGCUGGAAGUCUGUCGUUUACUGUAGAUGUUCAUGGUAUCAUGAACUGAUUACAAAAUAUGGGAAGUUGGAGCCUUUGGCAGAAGUGGACCUAAGACCCCAGAGCAGCGCGAAAGUAGAAGUCCACUUCAACGAUCAGGUGGAAGAAAUGAGCAUUCGUCUGGACCAAACAGUUGCAGAACUAAAGAAACAAUUAAAAACUCUAGUGCAGUUACCCACGAGCAACAUGCUUCUCUACUAUUUUGACCACGAAGCACCCUUUGGCCCAGAGGAAAUGAAGUACAGCUCUCGCGCAUUGCAUUCUUUUGGCAUUAGGGAUGGAGAUAAAAUUUAUGUGGAAUCCAAAACAAAAUAACCUCUACCAGCCUUGUAAAAACACAUACAUAAGGACUUCUUGCAGGGCAUUUGUUCCCAAUGGUUUUCUUUAGGAGGGAGAAGGUUGUUUUCGUUUCGUUUCGUUUUGUUUUGUUUUGUUUCAGUUUCAGGGGGGUUUUGUAUAUUUUUCCCCCUAGGAUGGGUAGGGGACUGUUUUUGGUAUUUUCUACCACAGAUUUCUUCAGCUCAGCCAGCAGAAUUGGCCACAUCUCCAGUCCGCCCGCCCUCCCUCACGAAAGAUGACCAGGAAGCCGCCGUGUCCGUACCGUGUUCACUGGGACGUGUCUGCCGCGUGGUCGUCCCGACCGCUUCGGGGUACUUGUGGAAAGAGCACGAACAGUGUGUCCCCCGCAGGAGGGUAACUUGACUAUUUAAAUCCGGAGCAGGGAUCUUUCCAGGAAGGGCCAGCAUUUCUCUCCCCCCGUUCUUCCGCGUUCCCUCGUUCUCCCUCCUUUCCUGUUGUGGUUCAGUUUUUCACUUUGACUAGCGUCAGCCCCUGUUUACCUAGUAGCUUCAUUCUGUCUAUAAGUAACUUCUCAUUUCUCAGUGUGGGCGGGGUUUUUUCUUCAUUUCUCCCUUUUGAAACAGUUUCGUGUUUUAAGCAUUUUUCAACCUGAUCCUGAUCUCAGGUACUCAGUUAGCACCUAUAACUCUGUUAGGAUCUGGAAGAGGAGCAGACGGAGAGUUAAAACUCCAGGAAAACUUCCUGUUCGGCAGCACAGGCAGAGCAGCCUGGUCUCUGUGUGUAGCGGUGUCCACGUGGGUGUUCGGGUGUUCGCGUGUUCGCACACACUGUAUCAACCCUCACGUCCAUAGUAUGAAAUAUGUCGCAUUCCCGAGCAUUCCCCAGUUCGAAUGUAUUUCCUCAUAUCUAGCUAUCUUUUUCCUGACCUUAAACUACUGGGACCAGAGGCCUGACUUUAGGAAGGACCCAAAAAAGUAAUGGAUGUACGUGCCAGGAGAGGUGAGAAUUAGCUAACAGACGAUCUGUGGCGUGUGUGAGGGAGCAUCGCAGGAGAAAAGUCAGGUCGUACAGGAGAAAGAGAGUGUCGUGGCUUUCCUGCCUGUGUCGUCAUUUGAAGUCCUUGCUCUUGCACUUUGCGUCAAAAGUGGGGAAUUUUAAUCAAAGGGAGUUUUGAUUCCCAGUUCUUCCCUGGGAUUUUGUGACGUCGUAAUUGAACGGUUCUUUUUGUUUCACGUUUCAACUUAGUCGCCCCUACUGAAGAACAACUCUGCCUAAUCUAUGAGUAAAGUCUAAGUGUCAAAACUCCAGAAUUGCCUCCAAGUCAUAUUUUUUGCAGAAGCAUAUUUAAAGCACUUUUCUUGAAAAGCUGGUUCCUCGCCUGCUCUGAAAUCUUUGUGUUUGUUCUUGUAGUCCUUUGUUAAUCAGUGUACUCCCUUUCUUUAAUGUAUGUCUUUCUUGGUCCACCAUGUUUACACU